AUGGCCUACUCCAUAUAUGCUAUUCUAACCUUACUUUUCCUACUUGGUCGAGAAGUUGAGACCAAACCUCUGGCGCAGUUAUUUGAAAAUCUCAUGAAGAAACAUACGGAAAUAAAAAAUCAACAACUCAUGCAAUUCAUCUCGAAAGCCGUACCGUACGGAAUCGACCCACCCAAUCCGAAAAUUGCAGAGUUCUUCAACGACGAGGUCGCAGCGGAAUCUAGGCAAAAGCGUCGAGAGGAGAGUAUCCCUACCGAUGAGCCGAUCUCUCAACGAUGGCUAUUUGCCCUUGAUCUCAUGACCAAGCCGUCCUGUGUUUGGAUGGAUAUUAAUGCAAUGUUGACUUUUGUACAUAGUGACUUGAAUGAAUUUCAUUCCAAACAUUUUAUUGUUAUUUGUCCACUACGUGGUAAAAGGCUUGCUUUUAAUUUUGGGGGAGGGGAGGGGAAAGCGAAACGAAUAGGAAUGGCGAAGCAACGAGAAGAACCUGGUUGUAUUCAUAUUGUUAUUUGCCAUUUGCCAUCUAUUUGA
Messenger RNA from Haemonchus placei, 531 nucleotides. Lineage: Eukaryota; Metazoa; Nematoda; Chromadorea; Rhabditida; Trichostrongylidae. The record is from the annotation of a GenBank genome assembly.